AUGUCGCUGGUAGCAAAUGAAGAUUUCCAGCACAUUCUGCGUGUGCAGAACACUAACGUGGACGGGAAGCAGAAGAUCAUGUUCGCGCUGACCUCUAUCAAGGGUAUCGGCCGCAGGUUUGCCAAUAUCGUCUGCAAGAAGGCUGAUAUUGACAUGAACAAGAGAGCUGGUGAACUUUCUAAUGCUGAAAUUGAUAGCCUUAUGGUGAUUGUUGCAAAUCCUCGUCAAUUCAAGAUCCCAGAUUGGUUUCUUAAUAGAAAGAAAGAUUACAAGGAUGGGAAAUUUUCACAGGUGACAUCUAAUGCCUUGGAUAUGAAGCUUAGGGAUGAUCUUGAGCGCCUUAAGAAAAUCAGGAACCACCGUGGGCUCCGCCACUAUUGGGGUCUUCGUGUUCGUGGACAGCACACAAAAACCACCGGACGCAGGGGAAAGACUGUUGGUGUCUCAAAGAAACGCUGA
This is a messenger RNA of Striga hermonthica, 459 nucleotides long. NCBI's taxonomy places the organism in Eukaryota, Viridiplantae, Streptophyta, Magnoliopsida, Lamiales, Orobanchaceae. The record is from the annotation of a GenBank genome assembly.